Prorocentrum cordatum is the source of this 5174-nucleotide messenger RNA. The record is from the annotation of a GenBank genome assembly. NCBI's taxonomy places the organism in Eukaryota, Dinophyceae, Prorocentrales, Prorocentraceae.
GCCCGGAUGAAGCAGAUGAAGCCGCGAGCCUCGGCGGCGCCGACGCAGCGCCCGCGAGCGGGCCGCGCCCGAAGGAGGACCCUCUGGCAAUGCUGAUCAAGUUUGCGUCUGUUGGCAAGGCGGGGCGAGAGCAUGUGAAGGAGUCGAAAGCUCACGAUAACGAGUCAAUCGUGUGCGUGGCCAAGCGCUUGCUCGGGACAGCCAGGGCGCAGCUGCCUGGCGCCUCAGACGAACUUGUGCGAGUUGCUGCUGCUGCCGUCCCAUGCCGCCAUUGCCGCCUCGUGGACAUUGGCUUGCGUGAACACUGCAUGCUCCUGCACUUGUUCAUCGGCGACGUCCUCAUCCGCGCGCACGCCGGCGUCUUGUGCGUUUACGGGGACGGCGCUUGGCAAGCAUACAACGGCGUCAUUGCAGAAUCCGUUCUUGCCAGAUGCAGAUCGCACUUACUUCAUCUCGAAGGUGCCUUUCUCUUAUUGUCGACAUGGCCCAGGUCUGCGUCGGACGAAGACUUCCUGCAGCGACUGCGCCAGCUUUGGCAGCGGAUCUCUGGGCUUGAUUCGGACAAGUUUCUGUUGGCAUGCAGGGCGCGAGUAGCGCUCGGGCCCGCCGCCGGCGGCGCGGGUGCAGAGUCGGGCGAAGCGAGCGCGCUGGCGGCCGACGACCCCGGCGACGGCGCGGCGGGGCCCGCGCCCGCGCCCGCGCCCGCCGGCGCCGGUGAACUCGAAGACCCUGCCGGCGGGCCCGCGCCGGCGGCCGCGGGCGCCGGCGGCGAUGGCGAAGACGAGCCUGGUCCGCCAGUUGCGCCCCGCCAGCCGCAGGGCGUCUUCGUGGGCAAAACUACGCAGAAGAUAUCGGCGGCUCUCCAGCAGGAGCUACUGGCGAGGAAGCUGAUCACAUAUUAUUCAGAAUGGUGUCAUUCGCCGCGGCCAGCUUGCCCCGGCGCUGCCUUCAAAGACUCGUGCAUCCUCUUCGCCGAAGACGGGUCCCUGGAGUUUGUCGAGAAAGCGCCGGAGAACGAUGUCUACGUGUACAUUCCACAUAACCUGAAGGACCCAGUGCUCCAGACAACCGAAGACCGACUGCAUAAGUUUCUCUCGCAAACGUUCUGGAAGAAUGAUUUUGCUUUGGAAUGCCAACUUGCGGCGAUGGCAUUGACGCUGCAGGGGGUCAAUAUUGACAGGUGCUUCUGGACUGUGGGCCCUGGCGGAGUCGGCCAGUCGAUCUUAACGCAUCUGAUCCACAACGUUUUCAGCGGGCUUCAUGCUUUCUUGGACACGAACAUCUAUUUCUCUGACGACGAACUGCGGAAGCAAGCUGACGGGCUGAUUGGCAAGCUGAUCACGACAGCGCAGGAGGCGGUGGACAACUCCAGGCACGGCUUCAGGGAGGACCCGUUCAAGAAACAUAUUUCUGCGGACCCCAUCGCCGUGAGAUUACCCUGUGGCAUCGUGACGCGCCUGAUAGAACUGGCGGGGUGGAAGCGCUUGGAGUUGAACAGGCUCCUUCAGUUUACCUCUGCAUCUGCAACCAGUCUGGACAGUAUUCUACGCCGAAGCUGGUUCAUCGGGCUGCGCGUGAAAAUUUUGCUUCCCAACGGAAUUCCAGGCAAGUUGGGGUUGCCAGAUUUGCCGUUGCAAAGACGCGAUGUGUCGGAGUUCGCGGCGGGGAUCGCUCGAAGCAUUCUCAUGGCGUGCAAGAUCUUGUCCAGAUUCAAGUCCGAGGCGGAAGUCAAUGCCAUCCCAGAUGCCGCCAGCAUGGGGAUCUUCGUGAAGGAUCCAACCCUGCGUGCGUUCGUCAAGAGCCAGGUUGUGGCACCGGCCUUCUGGGAGUUGCUGCGGGGCUUCAUGGGGUCGCACUCGCGGACAAGCGCAGAGGACCUCAUCGAAGAGUAUGCCACGGGCGGCGACGGCGGAUUAACGAGAGAUUGCGUGCAGGCUGCGACUGGGCUGUCGCCCGAUAAAGCAGCCGCCGCAGCAGCCGCGGCAUUCGACCCUGUCCAGGCCGCGACAGAUGCCGAUCGUUUGCUUGCAGUUCGAAUUGCAGGGGCUGCUCUGGAUCGCAACUAUGAGAGCAUCUCCGAGCACGACUUUGUGCACAAGUUUGGCUCUGAUGUCGUGGGCGGCUCUAAUGAUGAGCGCAAGGCCGCGUUCGCGCGCCUCCUUGAGCGCGGCCAUUUGGUCUUCGAGAAGAAGACUCAUCGCGGGCAUCCAGCAUACGUGCCACUACUAAAGGUCAGCGGAACCAUGGCAGACCUCGGCCCCGCAGAUCGCGACCUCGUUGGACCAGCGCUGGUGGAAACGAUUCGCUGCAAGGAGCUCACCGAAUACGUCCGCAGCGCUGCCCGCGUCCACAACGCGGAGACGUUCAUCAGAUACCUCGGCGGAGAGGGGGCCGAGAGGCCGAAGAAGCGAGGCAGGAUCGGCAGGAAAACUGCAGACGAUGCAGAGAAACGCGCCGACCUGCUGCAAUCCCUGCGAGCCCAAGAGUCCGCUGCAGACGCAGUGGCGAAGUACGUCGCAGCUUCGGCGGGCGCGGGGCAGGGCGGCGAUGUGUCUGAGACAGCACAAUUCACUACCACAUAUCAGAUGAAGUUUGAUGCGCCGUCCAGAAGGUAUGUGGUUGGCUUCGGUGCCCAGAGCCUGAAUUGGUCCGCUCGUCUGGCCAGGCUGGGUGACGUCGACGAUUGGGACAUCCAGAAAUGCACGUUCACGCUGGCCCCGCAGAUUGCAGCGAGAGUCGAGUUUGCGUUGGGCCAGCACCCGGCAGCGAAGUUUGAGUCUCUUCGUAGAUAUUCCACGGACACGGCCGCAGUAUGCAAGGAGCUCGGCAUGACCACAGAGGAUGCUAAAAGCACGUGCGUAUCUGUCUUCUGUGGCGGCAAUCCGCCCGAAGCGCUCUCCGAGAAUAGCUUCCUCUUGGCGUUGGGGCGCGAGGGCAUUUAUCUUCGCUGGCUUGCUGUCUCAUUGAACCCCGAGAUGCACGAGGUUUUCGUCAACGAUAGUUCUCGGCGGAGCCCGGCUGCGACUACGUGGUUCUACAUGUGGACUUACGUUGAAGAUUGCGUCUUAUCUGCCUGGGUCGAUUUUAUCAAUACACAAGCCGUGCAGCAUUUGAGUCUGCAUUUCGACGGCGUCAUGGUCGAUCCUGGGCGGGUCGGGGAUCGGGCAGCAUUCAAGGCCGACUCGGAGAAGGCGAUCUUGGAGGCCACGGAGUAUUCCGUAGAGGUCGCCUUGAAGAACCACGCGCGUUUCCUGGACAUGCUCGUCGGCGACGCGGAGACCGUGGCGCGCGACGACGCCACUAUUCCGGAGGUACUGCUUGCUGCUGGCAACUGCAUCAGCCUAAUGAUGGCCAGGCUGACGGACAACGUCGCCGCGGCGGCGACCAUGGCGAACAAGCGCAACAAGGCGAACAAGGACGCUGCAGAGCGCAAGGUGCGGACGCACCAAGAUUGCAGCAAACUCAUGAAGCAGUUCCUGGUGCCCUCGUUAGAUUUCCCGACUGGAGAGGGCAGGUAUCUGAUCCACACCGAGAAUGGCGGCCACCCGCAGUGCGUGGCCGCGACCCUGCCCCAGGACGAUGGCUGCCAUGUGUUCGUGGGGGAGAAAACGUACGAUCACGAGACCAAGAUUUCAACCGUGCGUCGGUGCUGGUCCGCGUCUGCAGACUCCAAGUUUCUUGCUCAGUUCAAGCUGUCGGCCGCGGUGUUCCCGCCAAACACGCAGGAACAAGUGCUCCUUGAUUUGAAAGCGGGCGGAUCGGCUAGCGACGGCUCAUGCAGCGGCGGCGCGCCCUACACCAAGGGCAAGGGUCUGCGGCAGGACAUCGCCGACGAGUUCGAGACGCACUUGGCAUUCUGCGUACGCGGGUGCAGGCUCUGCAAGAAGAGCGAUACGACUCACGAGGCCAUCGUCCAUGACCUCCACACCGCGACGACAGUGACGGUCACGCCCUGGCAGUGCAAUAGCAAGAAGUGCCGAUUGACAUACGGCCCCAACUUCGUGUGGGUCGGGGGGCGCAAGAAGAACACUGCUACUCUCGCCGACCUGGAGUGCGCCGGAGUCGUCUUCAUCUCAAGUAAGCGCGGCUUCACUUUGAGAUGCGUGCGGUACUGCGAGGCAAUGUUGUUCAGGAACUUCGUCUCGGCCAGGGGCGCAGACUGGGCCCAGAAGGAUGUCUUUGACGACGGCGACGGCAGCGGUUGGCAGGGGAAGGAAUUCCCUGUCAACGCGCGUAAACUUCACAGCCAUGCUAUCAUGCAUGCGCUGGCCGCGCAGGAGCUGGAACCGCUCGACAAGCAUCUUGACAUCUACGUGGAGGAGGACAUCAACGAGAGCGCCCUGAGAACAUACGACGAGCACCUCCACCGGCGCGUCUAUCCGCCCGCCAACUCCGCUUCCGUUGCUGAGCUAGUGGGCGACGGCCACGAGAAGGUGUUGGUGCGCUGCAACGGCGGCUGCGGCCUUCCAGGAGGGAAAGUGCUGAAGAGGCCUUCGGCCGCUCGGAAGUUCGCUGGGAAGGCCCUGACGAAAAAGCCCGCUGCCGCGAAGACUCGCUCCAAGCCCAAGCCUGUCGCGAAGAAGGCCGCCGUGAUUAAGCGGCCCGCGGCGACCAAGGCUGGCACGAAGCGCAAAGCCCCGAGGUCUCUACACCACAACAACGGGUGGUUCAUGCUUCUGACCACGAGCGGCCGCGCGGUGGCCGUGACCGAGCAUUCCGCGCCAGAGGGCAACGACGUGGUCAAGUCCACAAUCCUCCGGGUUCUCCCGCAGUAUCCGAAGGUCAACUGCUUCAUAUACGACAGGGCAUGCGCGGCGAUGCCUUCGGCGCUCCUGGACGACCAGUUCAAUCAGAUUAAAUACUGGGUCGUCGACAGGCUGCACGCCCAGAAGCACGUGCCCACCUGCGCGUGCAACCCGCUGUUCAUCCAUCGCUUGAAGCUGCGUAUCAGCGGACUUAACACCCAGGUGGCAGAGCAGUGCUUCUCAUGGUUUCGCGGCUACUCGCGGAUCUUCAACGAGAUGUCGCCCAGCCGCCACCGCUUCUUGGUCUUGUACUUCGUUGCCAAGCACAACUCAAUGUUGUCUGCUGGCGACACUGAUCACCUGGGGCACCCAGCGGCAGCCGCCAGUAAGAUUCACAAGAAACCCAGUGGGCAUUACCCGUGCGCUUAA